This is a messenger RNA of Daldinia loculata, 772 nucleotides long. RefSeq lists its product as uncharacterized. The record is from RefSeq and is a predicted model, not a curated record. Lineage: Eukaryota; Fungi; Ascomycota; Sordariomycetes; Xylariales; Hypoxylaceae. The transcript has 3 exons. The coding region runs from base 98 to 670 and encodes 190 amino acids.
GACCACACGUCAUAUGCUUCGUGGUAUUCCUUUUUGGAAGAGCUAGGAACUAGAAUAGGAGACACCAACCGUCUUGGAAUCCAUUUAGCUUUGAGCGAUGGCAAUACCAGGCUUUCAGAAUGAAUUUAAGAAUAUUACUCGUGGAUCUGACCUUUUACUGCGAUGGGAGGCUAAUGCGACCGACUACCCCCUUGUGCUCUACUCCAGACUCAUCAAUCAGACGAGCGAAUUUGGAGCGAAUUCGUUAGAAGUUAACAUCACAAUUGGACUUAAUACCACUUCGUUUCUCUGGGAAAGCAUUCCAUACCCGCUCCCGUAUCUUGAGACAGCCAAAUACGAGGUAGAGGUGUGGCCUCAGAACCAAGUAAGGUCGAAGAUUUCAGCACCAGCUAUCGCAUCUUCGUCUUACUUCGCCAUUGCCAAAUCGGACGGGGAAGAAACCGUGGAUGACCCGAUAAAUCCCUUCAAUGGAACGACGAUACUACCAUCAAGGCCCACCAACCAACCAACUUCCAACAACGGAGUCAAUAACAACACGGCAAUUGCUGCUGGACUUCUCGUACCAGUCUUCGUCAUACUUGCUGUCUUAGGGUUCGUAUGGAUGCAACGACGGCAGAAGAAAAUCAUCGAAGAGAAGAGGAAACAGAGGGAGGAGCUCUACAUCGAUUAGAUGUAAGAUUCUAUUAAUACGGCGAGGGGCAGCUUCUUGGCAAGAUUCAUCCUCUAAUGCAACUAAAAGACGCGGGUCGGUCGACCCACGGAUAGUUCGGCA